ACAGCGCAUCGGCGAAUAAGCGCGAUCACAAAUUUCUUUCCACUUUCCCACCUCUCCUCUUUUUUCUCUCUCUUUCCUUCAUUUUUCAUAUUUUUCUGUCUCUUUCUAUCUACAUACAACUUACCACCUCCUUUCCUUCAAUUUUCACAGGAAAACGUCGCGUUCGCGAAAAGUUCUUUCCGAGACUGCCAUAUUUCCAAAGGAUCCUUAUUGGAGACGAACCCAGUGACACUUAAAAUUAAUUUUAAAUCCCCUUUCAUUGUACACGCGAAACGAAAUUUGAACGAAAAAUGUGAGAAAUGAGAAGCGUUAUCAUUUGUUAUAACUUCAGGUGACAUUAGGCAAAUUCUGACAAGUCACAUUUCCAUACUCUUUCAAUUUAAAAAAAUGAUGUCAAUCUAGAUUCUAGUGCAUGGAAUUUCAACCUUUGGGAGUGAAUUUUCGAAGUUUCCUUUUCUUCUCUAGCACGAAAUUUAUUAUGAUUCUUUAUCAAUGAUUGGAAAUCUUUUACUGCGUUUCUUCACUAAAUAAUAAAUAAAAAAGUUAAGUGUAUUUAUUGAGAGUUCAACGUAGGCGAUGAGUGAUCGUUGUCGGUGCCAAGUUCAAUCGAAACUCGUCAUGAGAGACACCAGCGACAUGAUGGAGGAUAAUACAUCGGAGGAUACAAUGAUGGACUGUGGAGACGAUGGAGGAGGGCUUGAUGAUCUCGUAGAAUUGGCAGCGAAUAUUGCUGAUUCGUCGCCUAACAUCAGAGAUGCUGCAGAGAGAUUAUUAACAUUACUAGGAGUGGAUGAAAACGAAGACGACUUUUCAUCCGAGGAUGAAGGGGUUGAAGUCGACUUGGACGAAUCUGACGACGAGGAUGAUCCUCGAAAUACAAGAUUACUUCAACAAUUAGCAGCGUCCUUAGCACAAGAAUUAAAAUUUUCUCAGAGGCAAACUGUAAUUUCUUCGUCAAGAACACCCCAAAGUCGAUCGACGUUUGAACCCCGGGAGUUCCAGAAGGAAAUUCAGUGCAUGGACCUUGGUCAGGAUUCCAGUUUACUGAACCAGCAGGAUCAUCAGAAUGAAAAGUAUAGUGGCUUCUCUAGUGAAAGUUCUAAUGGAAAAUUGCUGGAAAAUCAAGGCAGCUAUUCCUGUCCACCUUAUGAGUUCAAGACCUUUGGGACCCAAUGUUUUGAGUCUUCAAAUCUCGAAACUUCCAGGACAACAUGUCUUUAUUCUCGAGUUGGUGUAGAUGAACUGGAAAAAUUAAAAGACGAAAAAUUAUUGAAUCAGGAGACGAAUUCAAGUACUUGGAAUGUUGGUUGGGAUGCCUGUGCUUCUGAAGCUUUACGGUACCUGGUUGAAGAUGAAGGUCUGCCACCUCAUCAUCCGACGAUUGUGGCUAUGAAAAAUCAUCUUGAUCUACAGAGGGAACAAGCCUUCGUGAGAUACAUGGUGUAAUAAGAAGAAUUUUAAGAUUGGAAUGGACUCCGCUGAUCUGAGAAUCUGAGACAUUUUCCUAAACGCUUAUUAAAUAUAUAAUAGUCGAGGGUUCAUGCGUCAUAUAAAUGCUGGAUCGAUAUGGACGUUGAGAGUCGACAGGGGCUGUGCACCUUCAAUUAAUUGACUGGAUUAUCAUAAUAAAUCUUCGUUUUCUAAGUUUUAUGAUGAAAAAAAUGGGAAAUACUCUUAAGGGGGUUCUCUUUUUACAGAUAUGUUUGCUCGCUCUUCCUCGGAAUUCAGAUUAUAGGACUUAAAACUGAUGCUACUUUAUUAAUCAACAGAAAACAAUUUUAAUGGUAAUUAAUUAUUUUUAAUAAGUUCAAAAUAAACAUAUUACAAUUUGAAACGAUUUUUUUUAUUAAAUCUUUUUAAAUUUGAAAAUACUGAACGAAAUUAUUAUUAUUAUUUAUAUGAUAAAUAUAUAAAUAAUAAUAUACCAAAUAUAAUAUAGCGUCUGCCAGGUGAAAAAAUUCUUUGUGUUUAGAUUCUUUUUCUCCAAACGUUCGAAGAUACGAUUUCUCCAAUUAAAGCAUCUGUUUCAAGUCCUCCUUUUGAUAUUCGAAGAAGGACGAGCGAUAAGACAACUUCAGAUCACCUGUCGCGUGACAAAGCAGUUGUGGAGUAACGGAGAAAGGUAUAUCUAAAAAUUCUAGCAUUACCUAAAAUAUUGAAAAAUUAAUACUUGAAUUAGAAGAAUAUUUAAAUAAUAAAUAAAAAUACUAAAGUAUUAAUUUUCGAAUAUUUUAUUAUUUAUAACUAGGACGUCAAAACGUAAAAAAUAACGUUAACUUAAUUUUUGUUGCCCGAACUUUAACGUACGUAACUAGAAAAAAUUAGACGGUUAAACAAAAUAAUGUAAUGUAAAAAAAAUCGAGAAUUGGUACUGAAAAAUCUCAUCUUUGAAUGAAAUGCGAAUGAAUGUAUAUUAAUGUGCGUGGAGGAAUGAAUUUGUUUUAGUGAAUAAUAAAAUGUAUCCGACUACAUUUCAAAAUUCGAAGCUAAUACCGAUUAAAAAAAUAAUAAUUUCGUUUCGUAAACUGGAAUUUAAUUUCUCUUAUUUUUACUUUCUUUAAGGAAAUGUUUUAUGUAUAAAUUAUUUAAUUUUGUCGGAUCAUUUUUAUUAUUUCAGAAAGUAUAGUGGAAAAUAUACUUAUUUUAAUUAAAUAUUCGAAGUCAAUAAUCUUGCCAGCCUAUUAUCGAUUUAAUAUAAAAAUUCAAAUCUGAGCGGCUUUUGAUAGAUCACGAGAGUUAUAUCAGAAGCCAUUCAGCCAAUCACUCAAAAUAUCGCUUUUGAAUCAUUCAAACACAUCCGUUAUUUGACUACAAAAUUUCUGUACACAAUUAUUUCUUUAAAAUUUAUUAACACUUUAAUGUCGAAAUUGUUUUCAAUUUCGUAUUUUAAAUGGCAGGAAAAUUUCGUCAAAUUAAGUUAGAAUUGCCAAUUCAAAUUAUACAUCAAUUAAUAAGUUUAGUUACUGAAAGUUCUUUUAGUCAAGAUAAUUGCAGUAAAUAAUUAUUAUAUAUUAAUAAAAAAAAUUAGUAGAGUGACGUAUUUACAGAAUUUUAAAUUGGCAAUUUUCUCGUGACGUGUGUACAUAUGUAUUAUAUGGUUUUAACUUAGAACUAUUGUUACUUUUACAAUAAAUUAUUGUAGAUAACAUUAAACAUUAAUAAACGAUCA
This is a messenger RNA of Belonocnema kinseyi, 3169 nucleotides long. RefSeq lists its product as uncharacterized. The transcript is spliced from 4 exons. The record is from RefSeq and is a predicted model, not a curated record. Lineage: Eukaryota; Metazoa; Arthropoda; Insecta; Hymenoptera; Cynipidae. Bases 577 to 1446 code for a protein of 289 amino acids.